This is a messenger RNA of Anastrepha obliqua, 2645 nucleotides long. Its product is annotated as putative nuclease HARBI1. The record is from RefSeq and is a predicted model, not a curated record. Bases 1980 to 2645 code for a protein of 221 amino acids. NCBI's taxonomy places the organism in Eukaryota, Metazoa, Arthropoda, Insecta, Diptera, Tephritidae. The transcript has 2 exons.
GUGUAUAAAAAUUAAUGAAAUAUACUUACCUGAAGGUUUUCGGUGUCGCUGAAUUCGAAAAUGAUGUUGAUUUUUCAAAAUUCAAAAUGGCGGCCACAAGAUGGCGGCCAACUGGCAUAAAAAUAUCGUGUUUCGAGUCGAAAUCAACUGAUACUUACAUUUUCGAGGUCGCUGAACUCGAAAAUGUUGUUAAUUUUUCUAAAUUCAAAAUGGCAGCUACAGAAUGGCAAAUUAAUUUUGUAUAUACUAUAAGUUUAAGGUGAGCUCCUAAAAUAAUGUAAAUAACACGUAAAGAAAAUGAUAAAUGUUUUAUUGAUAAACAUGUUUUGUUCACAAAAUGCUACAUCACACUCUAAUCGUCGUUAUCGCUUUGGGUCUCGUUAUCGCUAUCAGUAUCAUGGUUCUCGCUUCUCUCAUAACUCAACAAUACAAGCGCUUCCGAAGAUAAUGUAUUUUCUUUUUUCGGCUUUAACUUCUUCAAACUAGAAAUAUGGGGAUCAGAACAUACCAGAAGCCAAUGGAAUAUGUCUUUCAUUGUACUUUUUCUAGAACAUUUCCCGCGAAAAGUGCUCCCUGUAACUCCUAAUGUCUUUAUUUCGGGCUUCUUGUGCCUCUUCUGAUAACUGUCCGAUAGGCAAAAUAGCGGACUGGAUAAUUUUUGCGCCAUGGAUAAGAAUAUUCAGUUACAUAUAAAUUGGCUGUUUCUGUGCAAUAGCUCUCAAAUAACGGUACAUUUACAUUAAAACCGCUGGAUAAAACUUGUAAAAUAACGUAAAAUCGGUCGAAUAAUUCUUUCUUCAAGCCAAGAAUUCUGCAGGAUACUUCGAAGUUUUCAAAGAAACGUCUCGCGGUAUUCCCCAUACCAGGUUUCGGACGGUCAACUAACACAUUCAAUUCAACUUUGAACGCUUCUUGAAUUUCAGAUUUACGCUUUUUUAGAGCUUCCUUUACGUCCGCACCACGAGAAUACCAUUUCUGAAUUUCUUUUUUGUAGCCUAUGUGCAAAAGGCACUCAAAAAAUCGUAUCCAGCAAUGCAAUGUUGACAACCCGUAUUCUAAUUUAGAGUCGUCAACAUAUGCCGGAUUCACACUGCACCCCGCGCCAGCCAUGCUCGGGAAACGGCACGCGCGUGCUCACACGAAAAUCGUUCAUAAAGGCAAAUCCACAAGAAUCCGCAGUUGAUUGAAUCGCUAUUUUAUUGUAGACACUUUUCCGAUCCCGAAACUGUAAGGCUCUAAGCUCAACUCGGUUCAACUAAUGAACUGAUUUUUCACUCAAUAUUGAAAUUUUUAUUAAACAAAAGAGAAAUAAAACCCUUUCGUUGGACGUCUCUGACAGGCAUCAAUAUCAAAAUUAUCAUUCCAAGUUAGUAUAUAAAUACUCCACUUAGCAUCGCGUUGAAAAUCCAUCAGGCCUGGAUAUUCUCGGAAUAGUUGUACUCUUUUUAUAAACCAAAACUUUCGGAUACACGCUCGAGGCAAUACUGCAGCGUCACGCCCAUUCAUCGGAACGCUCAAGGUCGAGCGGCUGCCUGUUCAAAACAAAACGGGAACAUCUAUCCUCUAAAACAUCUCGACAGUAACGCACUCUAAACACAAUGAAGUCAAUUGUAUCCCGAUCGGUGACAAAAAUAUUUCGAGGUUUUGGUUCGUUUUUUGGAAUUUUCGACCACAGUGCGAGGUGGAAAAGUCUUCGCGGUCAGACUUCAUUUUUGACAAUUCACACUAUUCGUAGCUCGUGAGACUUCUCUAUACUUUAACGUUCUCUGCUGGAUAUUUAAAUAAAAAUAUAUAGGUAUGCAUUACAACAUAUUACUUUCAGUUUGUUUCAGUACUAUAUUUUCUGGCAAAUGGCUCCUACCAAAGCCUUAUAGGAAACUGCCACUUCUCGGCAAUGAGUCUACCAAGCGUGUCGAGAUGUAUUGAGCAAAUUUACAAAAUGGUAGUGAAACACAAACACUUUGAAAUUAGUGUUCCCAAUGCGGUGGAGAAUUACAAAGCAUAAAGAGGGGGUAAGUUUCCAACAUGGUACAAAAUAUCCAUUUGCACCAUUUCAACGGCUAAAAAUUUGCAGUUUUUAUAACAAAUUCGGAAUAAAAGGCGUCAUAGGUGUUAUUGAAUGCACACAUGUUGCAACACUUUCCCCGCAAUCUUUAAUCGCUGCAGUAGUGCCCCAUGAGUAUAUGAAUCGCAAGCGAUACUACAGCAUUAAUGUUGAAGCCAUUUGCCACGACGAACUCAUUUUUCAAAAUGUCCAUGCACGAUUCCCAGGAUUAUGUCAUGACUCCGGUAUAUGGACAACCUCGCCGGUGGGAAUCAAACUCAUCAGGGAACACAUUUUGGGAGCAUAUAAAUGGCUUUUAGGCGAUUCUGGUUAUCCUUUGGAGCCAUGGCUUCUUACGCAAAUAGCAACACCUACUUCCGCUAGCGAAAAGAUGUUCAAUAAAACACAUAUAAAAGCAAAGAACACAAUUGAGCGUGCCUCUGUAUCCAAAGAGCGCGUUCUCAGAUAUCCGCACAAAAAUGCUACAGCUAUCAUCUAUACAUGCGCAAUGUUCCACAAUAUGCUGCAAAAACGUGGCAUAUUCACUGAUGAGGCCAUGCUACCAGAAGACCCAUCGAAUGAUGAAAAUAGAGAACCAUAA